AUGUGCGGACGGACGUCGAUGACCAAGACAGCAGACGCGCUUGAGCGGGCGACCGGGAGGCGGUGGCGGAGUCAGGCGGCAGCAGAGCGGUUGCGGCCGUCGGCGAACGUGGCGCCCGGCACACCGCUGCCUGUGGUGCAGGCCAUGCGCGGCGAGGGCUCCGGCGAGGUCAUCGACUCGGUGCUCACCACCAUGCGGUGGGGCUUUGAGCGGCCCGAGUGGAGCUCGCCGGUCAUCAACGUGCGCGCUGAGACCAUGCUUGCCCGCCCGCUCUUUGCCAGCCCGCUGGUCUCGGGCCGAUGCGUCGUCGCCGUCGAGGGCUUUUACGAGUGGGAUGCGACCAAGAACCCGCACUACAUCUCGCUCUCCGAUCACGGCGUCAUGUACAUGGCUGCGCUCUACGAGGCCAUACCCGGUCCGGACGGGGCGCUUUCCUACGCCGUCGCCGUUGUCACCGUCGCCGCAGCAGAAGACAUCUCCUGGCUCCACGAUCGCAUGCCCGCCCUGCUCACCUCGGAACACGAUCGCCAGUCGUGGCUCAACCCGGCUGUUCCACCAGAGACCGCCGCCUCGCUCUGCGCGCCAGUGGAGGGUCUCCGAACCCGCCCCGUCUCACGGGCCGUCAACUUUCUCCGCUUCAAGUCGGCCGCAGACUGCCACGCCCCGCCGGAUCCGGCCGUCGUUUACUCGUCGGCCGGCAAGCAGAGAGUCAACGUGGUCACCGAGUACUUUGCGCAACGCGGAGCGCCCACUCGCGCCGCCCAGCGUCCUCGCGCCCAUGCGGAGUCGUCGGCUUUGUCAUCGCCAUCAUCAUCGCAGCCUCGUCCGCCCCUGCGCUCGACCGACUCGAGCUCGCCUGGCAAGACAGCUGCGCGGGCUGCGCGCUCGGCGCGCGCCACCCAGGCGGUGGUCUCGGCCUGGUCGGCCUCGAGGUCGUCGCUCCUUCCAUCGUUCCUUCCGCUUGCGCUUCAGGUCGGAACUCUUGUCCCGCCGUCGCAACGGCGGCUGGACGACCUUUGGACACCGUCGUCCGGCGAGGCCCGGUCGUCGGCGUCUGCCACGCUACCCACGCCCGACACGCCGCCGAGCCAGACUUGCUCGCCGGUUGUAGACCUUACUUGA
Thecamonas trahens ATCC 50062 is the source of this 1122-nucleotide messenger RNA. RefSeq names its product UPF0361 protein yoqW. The transcript has a single exon. The record is from RefSeq and is a predicted model, not a curated record. Gene Ontology annotation, molecular function: single-stranded DNA binding. The coding region runs from base 1 to 1122 and encodes 373 amino acids. Gene Ontology annotation, biological process: DNA damage response. NCBI's taxonomy places the organism in Eukaryota, Apusomonadida, Apusomonadidae.